Molecule: messenger RNA, 729 nt
Organism: Camellia sinensis
Lineage: Eukaryota; Viridiplantae; Streptophyta; Magnoliopsida; Ericales; Theaceae
Product: large ribosomal subunit protein eL30
Cellular component (GO): cytosolic large ribosomal subunit
Molecular function (GO): RNA binding; structural constituent of ribosome
Source: RefSeq, a predicted model, not a curated record
GGUCAACCCUAAACCCUAAUCGAAUGCCCGUGUUAUGUAUAUAUAAAACUCGUCUCUUCUCACAUUUUUAGGGUUUUCUUCACAGCCGUCAAACUCUCUGGUUUUGCAUCGCUCUUCGUCACUCUUCAUUUCAAUUCACCAUGGUCGCCGCCAAGAAAACUAAGAAGACUCAUGAGAGUAUCAACAGUCGGCUCGCUCUCGUGAUGAAGAGCGGAAAGUACACCUUGGGAUCUAAGACUGUUCUUGAGUCCCUCAGAGGCUCCAAAGCCAAACUGGUUAUCAUUGCCAACAACUGCCCUCCACUUAGGAAGUCUGAGAUAGAGUACUAUGCAAUGUUGGCAAAGGUUGGAGUCCACCACUAUAACGGGAACAAUGUAGACCUAGGGACUGCUUGUGGCAAAUAUUUCAGGGUUUGCUGCCUCAGCAUUAUUGACCCAGGUGAUUCUGAUAUUAUUAAGAGCAUGCCUAGUGAUCAUUGAGUGAAACUUUAGUGGAGAACACGCUCCAGAAAGAUUUUGGUCCAUUUCCGAUUAGAAAUUUGCUUGGUUGUUUCUCUACAAGAAGUCCAACUAAUGUUUCAAUUAGAUGUGCUCUUUCUCUUUUAACUUUGCUUUAAAUGCAAGAUGGUGUUGAGGUUUUAAGUUGAACAAACAUAUUUCUUUGAGACCUAUUUACCUUUUAUGUGAUAUUCUUGGUUUUGUUACCUGGUUGAUGGCUGAUUUAAAUUCU